Messenger RNA from Danio rerio (zebrafish), 3273 nucleotides. The record is from RefSeq and is a predicted model, not a curated record. NCBI's taxonomy places the organism in Eukaryota, Metazoa, Chordata, Actinopteri, Cypriniformes, Danionidae.
CCUUGUAGAAUAACUUGUUUCAGAAUAUUUUUUUAGAAAUACUGGUCCCCUCGAUGGCCACAAACAGCCUAAUUGUCCCCCUGACCACCUUUCUGACCACAGGCAGCCUAGUUGUUCCCCUGAUCACCUAUACAUCAUCUCACCUGAUUUUAAGGCGAAGGUGAUUUUUCAAUUGACUAGGAUGAUUGGUCUGAUGGCAAUUUUCUAAACGAUUUGUAUUAUGGUGGGUGCAAAGGGGAUUUUCCUAGGAAUAAGGAUGAGAGCAGGUCCGAAGGCGAUUUUUCAAGCGAUUCGGGUGAUAGUGGGUCCAAAGUCGAUUUUUAAAGCAAUUCGGGUGAUGGUGGGUCAAAGGCGAUGUUUAAAGUGAUUCGGGUGAUGGUGGGUCAAAAAGGCGAUGUUUAAAGCGAAUUCGGGUGAUGGUGGGUCAAAAAGGCAAUGUUUAAAGCGAAUUCGGGGGAUGGUGGGCUGAAUCCGGUUUUUCAAGCCAUCUAAGUCAAGUUCAUGUUCAAGUUCACCGGUUAGCUUGUCGCAUACCCCUUCCAUGUCUCUAGCUGUGCCCCAGCAAGUGCACGGCUUGCCAGUCACAUGGCAGCAGGUUGCACUCCCACUCACCCCCGUUUCCUCUGACCUGCCAUCGAGGUAUCGGGGGAGGUGAAGAAUUGUUGGAUUGGAGAGCACUGUGAUAACAAAGAGACACUUGGAAGACUCACCCCCAAGUCCCAAGUCCCAAAAUAGAUACAAAGCGAUUGCUAGUAAAAGAGACACUUGGAAGACUCAGACCCCCAAGUCCCAAGUCCCAAGACAAGAGAUAUAAAGACUUUCUGAGUGAAAGAGACACUUUAAAAACCCCGAUAAGGGGGAGAAAGAAAGGUUUCAGGAUGGGUGUGGAAACCUGUCCGCUUUGCCUGCGGAUGUAUGCUCGGCUAAGCCAGCACUUGACAGUGACGCACAAAGUGGAGAAUAAGCAAGAGAGGAAGCUGCUCCUGGCACUGGAGUCUGGCCGAGUUGAUGCCAGGGCUGGCAUGUGUCCCGUGCCAGCCUGCGGAAAAUUCUCAAGCCGGCUUGACCGGCACAUCAGGACUCAUAGUGAAAUUUCCCUGGUGGCGCAGGAUGAGGCUCUCCGGUUGUGCAAGAGAAGACAGAUCCUGAGCAAGCUCACUGUGCUCAGGGCCACGAACCCAGAUGUUCCCAUGGUUUCCACUCUCGACUUGGAGGAGCUGCAGGAGUUGGAGGAAGCCACCUUCCAUCCUGACGAGGAGGAGCUGGAGGAGGAAGAAUGUGCCAACCAAGGCUGCAAACGGCAAAAAGACUUGCUGAGGACCCAAGUGGUCGACCUGAAUCAACAGGUAGACAUAUUAACAGACAGCCUCCGGAAGGUGACCAGGCGAUACCGAAUCUUAAAAAGGAGGUCUGCCAGCCUCGGUGCGCAGCGAACAGGGCAGGUGGUCUGGAAGCUCCUAUCUUCUCUUGGACCAGAGGAAGAGGACGACACCCCAGUCAACCCUGCUGCCCCCGCUGACCCCGCCGACCACGACCAGGCCACCUCAGCUGGUGAACCGUCCAGUUCUAAGCAGUCCAUCGAGCAAAAGGAUAAAGUCGGUGAGGAGCAACCGUCGGCAAGUGGCAGUCAGCAGUCACCUGAGAAAAGCCCUCCCCCCUAUCCAGCCCACGUGUCAGCACUCAGUGAGUAUGCCUUUCCUCUAACUGUUUGUAUCUUUUGCAAAUAUCGAUUUCUAAUCUCUCUUUGCCUUGUUUGUGCAGAUGACAUGUUAGAGGAUUAUCGCCGCUUCAAGGAAGGCCCAGAUGCCAGCUAUAAGCUGAAGGAAAAUGUAAGCUGCCAGGUGUACAGGAUCAAAAAGUUCAUUGCUUACAUGUCAGAGGGAAAAAGCAAGCUGUCCGACUUUCUCUUCCUGAACAACAAAGCAAAAAUACACAUGUGGGUUAGCUCCCUCCGUCAGGCCCACAUGACGGUCACCACCCUACAACACUACGUACUGAACGUGGGAUGCUUCAUGCAGUACCUGGCGGAGACCCCUCCGCCAUCGUGCCGGCUGUCCAAGCAGUCGCUGAUCGGACUUCGACGGGAGAUAGCAGCGAUAAGAAGGUCUUUGAAGAGGGGAGUGGCCAUUCACCAGACGGCGGUGAAAACCCAAAAAGAGGAGCGAGUGAUUUCAAAAGCCAUCCUCCUGAAGUGCCGGGAACUGGCAGCCAAGGCAAUACCCGACCUUCUGAGCCUCUUGGAAAAUGACCCGAAUCAAAAGAACCAAUGGCAGUUCUACGGGCACUUUGCUGCAUUGUUGUCAGCUCUUUAUGGUCACAGAGGCGGGGUAUUCCAAAACAUUACGAUGCAGGAGGUGUUGGGGGCACAAAGGUCCGUCUCGGAGAAGGCUUACCUGAUUAACGUGACAAGCCACAAAACCAAUCAAUAUUUUGGCCCUGCUCAAAUUGCCCUAACAGAGGAGGAGUGGGGUUGGGUGCAGCGCUUCUUAAGCAUCAAGGACAAGCUGCCAGGGGGCACGAACCCAAAAUACUUGUUUUUCACAUCAACACCCAACCCCUGUAAAAACCUAAAUAAUUACUUCCAGGACGCCUGGAAGUCAAUGGGCCUACCCGGGUGUCCCACCUUCACAGACGUGAGAAGCUCCAUCGCCAGCCACGCCAGGUUUACGCACUCCACAGAGGACCGGCUCAAAAUCUCCAAGUUUAUGUGCCACGACCUGAGGACAGCCGACAAAUUCUACGUGGUGAACCUCUCUGCCCAGCAGGCCAUGGAGCACCGCCGUCUGUUCGAGAGUGCUUUAGAGGGAGCAGAAAAGAGCCCAUCGAAGCAGCGUCCCGAGAAAAGGAAGAGGCCUUCGAAGUCCGAGAAGAGCAGAAAGAAGCGGCACCAGAGGCCUCCAGACGAGUCACCAAAGAGCACCAACUCAGAAGAGCUGGUGCUACAGCUGCAGGAAUCCGGCACAUCAAGUCUCGAGGGCACUGAGAGUGAAAGAACGGCCGGGGAGGACGGCCAUUGAAAAGCGCAAGAGGUGUAAAUAGAUACUUUUGCACCACACAAUGCACUUUAUUGGACUGAACUAUUUUGUUAAACCUUACAUUGCACUUUAUUUGUGUGAACUGUUCUGUUAGACCUCACAUUACACUUUAUUUGUGUGUACUGUUCUGUUACGUUUCUACUUAAAUGCUGUGAUUGUUGUUUCCAUUGUUUAUUGUGAAACCAGUGUUCAAAUGUUUGUUCCUUCAUUAGUGUUCAAUAAAACAACUUGUUAUUUC